AUGGAAGACCGCUCUGCUCUUUACAUCCGUCAAACUGGAGGUCAGGGAGGAGAUCUCUUUUCCCGUUUCAGAAGAGAUCGACUUUAUGCCAGCGAGGAUGCAUGCUGUGCCUAUACUAAUAAAGACUGCUCCAAGGAACCAAGGCGCGACUAUGAAGUGAAGUUUUGGGUCUCUCACAUUAAAACAACUACGAACCGUGUAGAUCCUACUGGCUAUGAAAUCACUUGUCCUGCUGGAGGCUUUAUUAUUUUCUCGGGAACAUGGGAGGACCGCCGUUUUCAAGUCUUCGAUGCCGAUAGCCAGCCCGUCGAUUUUUACCUCGAGCAUGUCUAUAGAAACUAUGCAAAGCGUGAAAACGUGCUAGACGAUCACGAAAAUGAAAAGAACAACGCACACCAUGAUGACAACGACCAAGGAGAGCCCAUGGUCUGA
This is a messenger RNA of Zychaea mexicana, 432 nucleotides long. RefSeq lists its product as uncharacterized. NCBI's taxonomy places the organism in Eukaryota, Fungi, Mucoromycota, Mucoromycetes, Mucorales, Lichtheimiaceae. The transcript is spliced from 3 exons. The record is from RefSeq and is a predicted model, not a curated record. Bases 1 to 432 code for a protein of 143 amino acids.